ACAAGGUAUUAUCCUAUUAAAAUCCCAGCCAUCAACGACUUUCGCAUCUCGGCUCAUGGCUCUAUACGUAGUAGCCGUAGCCACGGGUGUAAAUAGAACGAAAGAAGGCGCUUGUUGGGCUAAACUCUGUUAAUUUCCUUUUUCUUGGUUUCUUACUUUCCAUCCUUGAUCGAAGCAAGCCAAAGAAACGCUCAUUGAAAUCUUGUUCCGGGGCUCAUGAGGCUGUGUCUCUCGAGCAUCAGAGCCUUCCGUGACCGAUCUGUCAACAGGAGAGAUGCUGCAGGGAAACGGUGGCAAAGCUCUGACAAAUGGGACAAUCAGAGAAAGAGAGGACGAAGUUGGUGCUGAUCAAGCUGUUUCAGAUGCACAGGCUUUUCUUAAACGCAGGUAGGGAUAUUCAACCCCUUCCGACACUCCUCCUGGCCAGCUGUCAGCAUAGAAACAGUGCCCAUUUUCGAUGGCACCAACAUCGUAUUCAUGACUGACU
This is a messenger RNA of Cantharellus anzutake, 487 nucleotides long. RefSeq lists its product as uncharacterized. The transcript has 2 exons. The record is from RefSeq and is a predicted model, not a curated record. The coding region runs from base 309 to 485 and encodes 58 amino acids. NCBI's taxonomy places the organism in Eukaryota, Fungi, Basidiomycota, Agaricomycetes, Cantharellales, Hydnaceae.